Molecule: messenger RNA, 942 nt
Organism: Chanos chanos (milkfish)
Lineage: Eukaryota; Metazoa; Chordata; Actinopteri; Gonorynchiformes; Chanidae
Gene: cdk5r2a
Product: cyclin dependent kinase 5, regulatory subunit 2a (p39)
Exons: 1
Coding region: 1-942 (313 amino acids)
Biological process (GO): axon guidance; brain development
Cellular component (GO): growth cone; protein kinase 5 complex; cytoplasm
Molecular function (GO): protein kinase binding; cyclin-dependent protein serine/threonine kinase activator activity
Source: RefSeq, a predicted model, not a curated record
AUGGGCACCGUCCUGUCGAUUUCGCCAACCUCCAGGAAAGGGGCUAUUCUGGAUGAAAAGACGGAGGGGGGGCAUGCAUCAAAUGCAAAGACGGAGAAAAGCCUGAAACGCCACUCAGUGCUGAUAUCAGCCCUGACAUGGAAACGUUUAGUUGCCGCCUCGGCCAAGAAAAAGAGCGCUAAGAAAGUGAACCCGAACCCCCCGGUGUCUCAGAUCAACAACACCGUAGAUCAGCUAAAUAACGAAAACCUCAAGAAAUCUCAACAGUCUGGUUCGGAGCGCAAAGCGUCGAAACCCGGACCUCUUGCUGUACCAGUUCCCACUGUUCCCGACAAGAGCCUUCGCCCUAAUCAAAAUCAGGGGGGUUCACAGAACGCGAAACAACUUCUUUCGGUCCAGAGAGAACCCAGUAGCCGGUCUCUGAUCUCCCCGAGACGCGUGAUUGUCCAAGCAUCUACUGGGGAACUCCUCCGUUGUUUGAGCGAUUUCAUGUGCAGGAGAUGCUACAAACUCAAAGAGCUCAGCCCCAACGAGAUCAUCCUGUGGUUCCGAAAUGUGGAUCGGUCCUUGCUAAUACAAGGCUGGCAGGACCAAGGUUUCAUCACCCCCGCCAACUUGGUGUUCGUCUAUCUGCUUUGCCGGGAGGCGGUGACCGAAGAUAUCGCCAGCGAGUAUGAGCUUCAGGCCAUUUUUCUGACCUGCCUGUACCUGGCUUACUCCUACAUGGGCAACGAGAUUUCCUACCCACUCAAGCCGUUUCUGGUUGAGACCAACAAGGAGGUCUUUUGGGAGCGAUCACUGCGGAUCAUUGAUAAAAUGAGUGCCAAAAUGCUGCAGAUCAACUCGGACCCGCACUUCUUCACCGAGGUUUUCCAAGACCUCAAAAACGAGGGAGGUCCUAAGGACACUAACGGCAAAUGGACAAACAACCUGGACCGUUAA